This is a messenger RNA of Ochotona princeps (American pika), 1662 nucleotides long. It is a transcript of the gene FBXW9, whose product is annotated as F-box and WD repeat domain containing 9. Bases 89 to 1447 code for a protein of 452 amino acids. Gene Ontology annotation, molecular function: protein binding. The record is from RefSeq and is a predicted model, not a curated record. The transcript has 10 exons. Gene Ontology annotation, cellular component: preribosome, large subunit precursor. Lineage: Eukaryota; Metazoa; Chordata; Mammalia; Lagomorpha; Ochotonidae.
AGGCAGCGCCGGAAGUGCCCUCGCGCUGCCUAGGAGACAGGACGCGGGGCCCACAGCUGCCACGGCCGGCCGCGCCCACCCGGUCACCAUGGAGCUGCCUCCAGGGCCCUGGGACGAUGACUCGGACCCAGAGCCGGAGCCCGACCCGGACGCGCAGGCCGAGGCCUACGUGGCCCGCGUGCUCAGUCCACCGACAGCCGGGCCGGCGCCUCCGCGCGUCUCGCUGCUGCCCACGCCCGCCCCGUCCCCGGGUGCCCUGGAGCCCCGGGCCGGGGCCAAAGUCCCCGCCUUCGGGGUGCCAGGCCUGCUGAACCUGCCUCCGGAGCUUCUGCUGGAGAUCUGCGCCUACCUGGACGCGCGCCUCGUGCUCCACGUCCUGCCGCGCGUGUGCCACGCGCUGCGCGACCUCGUGCGCGACCAUGUCACCUGGAAGCUCCGCGCGCAGCGCCGCGUGCGCGCGCCCUACCCGGUGGUGGAAGAGGAGGACUUUGACUGGCCAGCGGCCUGCAUUGAGCUGGAACAGCACCUGACCCGCUGGGCAGAGGACGGGCGCCGGGCUGAGUACUUCUGCCUGGCUGAUGGGCACUUUGCCUCCAUUGACUCAGUGUUGCUGCUGCAGGGUGGGACCCUCUGCCUGUCAGGCUCCCGGGAUCGCAACGUGAACCUGUGGGACCUGCGGCAGCUGGGGGCAGAGCCCAGCCGGGUGCUGGUCAAGGCCUUGGGUACCCAACACAGCAGCACCCACAAGGGCUGGGUGUGGUCGCUGGCCGCACAAGACCACCGCGUGUGCUCGGGCUCCUGGGACAGCACAGUGAAGCUGUGGGACAUGGCGGCCGACGGGCAGCAGUUCGGCGAGAUCAAGGGCAAGGCAGCCGUGUUGUGCCUCUCCUACCGGCCUGACAUCCUAGUGACCGGUACCUACGACAAGAAAGUGACCAUCUACGACCCCAGAGCCGGGCCAGCCUUGCUCAAAAGCCGGCGGCUGCACUCGAGCGCGGUGCUGGCGCUGCUGGCCGAUGACCACCACAUCAUCUCGGGCAGCGAGGACCACACCCUGGUGGUGUUCGACCGCCGUGCCAAUAGCGUGCUGCAGCGGCUGCAGCUGGACUCAUACCUGCUCUGCAUGUCCUACCAGCAGCCCCAGCUCUGGGCCGGUGACAACCAGGGCCUGCUGCACGUCUUUGCCAACCGCCAUGGCUGCUUCCAGCUCGUUCGGUCCUUCGACGUGGGCCACAGGUCGCAAAUCACGGGGAUCAAGCACUCGCUGGGCGCCCUCUACACCACAUCCACCGACAAGACCAUCCGGGUGCACGUGCCCACGGACCCACCCAGGACCAUCUGCACCCGAAGCCACCACAACGUGCUCAAUGGGAUCUGCGCAGAGGGCAACCUCGUGGUGGCAGCCUCCGGGGGUCUGUCGCUGGAGGUGUGGCGGCUGCAGGCCUGACCCGAGGGCACAGCCCUGGACUUGGACUGACACGGACACUGCCUGUGGGUGGCGGGCUGCCAGGACCCAGCCUGUUUUCCUGGGGUCCCGUUGCCCAUAAUGUCCACCCCAAUCCCCCUACCCCAUGUUGGUGCUGCUUCUGCCCCCUUCCCGACCCCCCUCGGCACGGGUCUGGGGGCACAAAGGAUCCGGAGCUGUGGUGGGGGAGGGGGAGG